Molecule: messenger RNA, 810 nt
Organism: Dentiscutata erythropus
Lineage: Eukaryota; Fungi; Glomeromycota; Glomeromycetes; Diversisporales; Gigasporaceae
Source: the annotation of a GenBank genome assembly
AUGAAUACAAUAGCAAAAGGUCAUGCGGUUGAAUAUUCUGCUUUGGGGGUAUUCGAUAAACGAAUUAAAAUAAUCAAAUCAGGCUAUAAGGAUUCGUCAUGGUUAUUGGAUUCCGUCAUUCAAACUAACCUUCAACAAGUCGAUGUUAAUAAAUAUGUAUUUGAAAUCCCCGACGCUGGAACCAUAAAUCACAUUGUAGUAUUUUUACUCGGUACGGUUCCUUUUGAGCCUGGCUACGCAGCCACUGUACAUUUUUUGUGGCCUGGAGGCGAGCAUGGCUGGAAAUUGUUGGGCAUGCUUUCCAACGAAAAGCCAAGCGCGAUUUUCCGUCUUCGUGGGUCAGCCAUUCCUGGAACAACAAAUGUAGCAUCAUCAAAUGCAUUCUCUUUUGGUUCAACCACAAAAUUGAUUACAAAUUUUAGCGCGGACGACAUGUCAAUGGACGUUAAUGAUUUAUCAUCGACUACUACUUCUGUAACAGCAACAGUAGGAAUUUCCAUCGAACCAAUUGCAAUGGUAGAAUCCCAAAUUGCAACACUCCCUCAGACAUCUAAUCAACCACAAACUAGUAGUUCUGGUGGUAUAACAACAGAACUUAUCAGUCAAAUAACGCAAAACACUCUUCGGAACCUAUACAAUUAUGCUACAUCAUUCGCCACGUCUUCUACCCCUUUUGGUUCACAAAUAAUUGGAUCUGGAAACGCGUUUAUAUCAGCGAAGGUUUUUCAGGAUUGGUAUGAAACUUUUGCACGCAAAGUCAAAAUUGACCCAAAUAUAGUAAUGAAAGACGAUAGUAAUAGUAUGAGUUGA